AUGGUCGAUGCGGCUCGGCCAAAUGGCGAAAAUUUGAGACGAGUCCUGGCCGAUCGCAUAUCAUCCAUGAGCCGUUUUGAUGCGUGGCCGGACGUCGCCGAAUCGCAAGUUUACACCGACAUUGCAGAUAGAUGGGCAGACCUACCCGCACCUACCGAAUUGAAACAGUUACCUCUACUCUACGUCUUCAAUCCGAAUUCACCACCCGAAAUUUGUGGAAAUCAGGCGUGGCCGCUGGACUCGGUGAGUAGUUAUAUCGAUGAUUUUGAAAAUCAGAUC
Messenger RNA from Mesorhabditis spiculigera, 279 nucleotides. NCBI's taxonomy places the organism in Eukaryota, Metazoa, Nematoda, Chromadorea, Rhabditida, Rhabditidae. The record is from the annotation of a GenBank genome assembly.